AUGUCGCGACCCAGUGCCACUUCAUCAAAAGGGGCCUCAGAUCAACUACUUCUACCUACUCAACCUUCAAGCGGAAUGUCGGACAAAUUUCCUGUCGCUGACUCGAAUCAAUCGUAUCCUGAAGUGGCACCAGAGAUGACACAACCACCACUGGAGACAUACCAGCAACCAAAUUCUGGCUCUACCCAGCACCCAUAUCAAUAUCAGAAUGGAUAUGUACCGCCGCCAGGAGAUGGACCUGUGUCCAAAUCACCUAAACCAAAUCCUUGGGGUCUGUCACCACUUGCAUUCGGACUUCUCGUUGCAACAGUAACGGCAAUUAUAGUUGGCGGAGCAGUGGGUGGUGGUGUUGCUGGUGCAAUGUCCAAUAAUGAUUCGGAUUCGUCAAGUGCGCCUGUCGCAACCGUAACGAUCACAGCGGAUGGCAGUUCUGCCACUGGAACGACGUCCAACUCGUCGUCAUCGGAUACUUCUACCUCUGCCCUUCCCCUCCCUUCCUCAUUACAAAACUAUGUCGCUCCAGAACCCUAUUAUGUAGGCACACUAGAGAACCCUGGAUGUACGGAUGACAACUCAAGGAUUGAGGUCCAAUACGACACCUCGUUCGACCUAUUCUGCGGUGUCGACAUGUCAAGCAGUUUGCAAGAUGAUACGGACACUUCGCUAGUGGUCGCGGACUUCACGGCUUUAUUCGCCUACAGCAUCACAGAUUGUCUGUAUGCUUGCUCGAAUGCGAUCUAUUUUGUGGAGCGCUGGGGCCAAGAUACCGAGGGUGGAAACAUGCAAAGCUGCAAGGGCGUCACUUGGAAUUACCAGAUGGCGCAGAGCAAUACAUCUGACAAUGCCAAUUGUUGGUUGAAAAAUGGCACGUCGACAGGAUAUCAAUGUAACACUUGCAUCAGUGCGAAGUUGGUUCAGUGA
Rhinocladiella mackenziei CBS 650.93 is the source of this 921-nucleotide messenger RNA. RefSeq lists its product as uncharacterized. NCBI's taxonomy places the organism in Eukaryota, Fungi, Ascomycota, Eurotiomycetes, Chaetothyriales, Herpotrichiellaceae. Bases 1 to 921 code for a protein of 306 amino acids. The record is from RefSeq and is a predicted model, not a curated record. The transcript is spliced from 2 exons.